UCAAGUUAUCGUGUUUACACACACACACACACACACAUACACGAACGCCUCUGAAAACAUAACCUUCUUGGCGAAGGUAAAUAUAUUGAGUACUUUGUCAAACUAACUCUAUUUUAUGUUUUAGAACCCAUUUAUAUUCCAUUGUCAAACUCUAAUACUCACAAACUAGUGCCCAGCAAUGUCUACUAGAAGUAACAAAACUCAUAUUGAAAACAUCAGAAAACUGUGCAGACUGUGUGGUAGAAAUGCCCUCACCUAUGCUGAGAAACUUGCUAACCGCCCCUCUUUAAGAUGCAUUGAUCAUACAGCUAAAAUAAAGGAAACAUGGGGCAUUGAUGUUACAAUGGACAAGAGCUACAGACAUCCUCCUUUGAUCUGUUACAAGUGCUACAAAAAAUGUUCAAAUAAAACUGAUUAUGGGGGGAAAGCUGAUAGAUUCACAUGGAACAACCAUUCAGUGCCAUGUGAACACUGCAACACAGCUACAAAUAUUGCUAAGGGGGGAAGACCCAAAAAGCGACGACCACCAUUCAAGCCCAAAUCAUCCUGCUCGGCCUCUUGUAGUAAAGAACCUCCUGCUCCAUGCACAUGAAAAUCAAGUGAUGCAGAGGAGUCUGGGAGGAAAGAGGGUAACCAGGAUGACUCAGGAGCUGCUUGUGCUAAAACACCAAUGCCUUAUGACUCCACGACUGCAAAGGAGCCUACACAGACCACUUCAUCCGCUCACUUUGACAACAAUUCUUUUCUGAGAUUAUUGGACAAACUUGAAGAUUUCACCAUUGAUUUAGAUAGAUUUGUGGAGGUAGGGAGUGUAGAAGGAUACAAAUGUGCAAUUUGCAAAUCUCUCCUAUACCUUCCGGUGCAGACUCCUUGCAAUCAUGCUUAUUGUUUUAAUUGCAUCCAACAGGCAUUCAUCCAUGCUAAUCAUAACACAAUCUCCUGUCCAGUGUGCAAACUGGUAGUACAUCAAGAUCAUGUCACACCCGUUAACACAUUAUUCUAUGGCGCGUUCUUACAGAUCACCUUUCAAUGCAAAACUUGCACAGAUGACACAUUAAAACCACUUCAUCUAAGACUCGAUCAAUUAAAACAUCAUGUUUGUACACAGUCUCCACGGAAAACAAAUACCUUACGCAACCCUAGCACUCCUGUCACAAUGCCAGUAGUAGUUCUCACCCUUCCAGUCUUGCAAACCCCAGUAUCAAACAAGGUUCCAACCACCCAGACAAACACAGUUGAAGUACCAUCCCCUCCUGAACAAACCAUUGCAGCGCCAGGUCCUCCACAGCAAACUGCUGGUAUGGUAACUAUUGAUGUGAACAAAUCGGGUCCUCUCAGCAAUUCUGAGCAGGACGCAGCAACAAAACUUGUCAAAAGGUUAUUGGAGUCCUCAGAAGAUAGCAGAACAAUAAAGCUCAAAACAGGAGGCCAGGUGAGCACAAUAUUGUAUUCCUACUGAGUUAAAUAUUUGAAACAAACCAUUGUUAACAUGUUGUAUAUAAAGAAGAUAGAAAGUAACUUACAUUACAAGUGUCCUACAUACAAAUGGCAGUGUUUGCUAGCCCUUGUAACUAGUUACAUGUAACUUUCAUAACAGAUAAAACUGUAACCAAGAAAAGACAUAUUAUACUCUUGUUCAUGAUGUAAUCAUAUGAACCUCUAAGGAAAUUAAUAUUCAACUUUUUAAUACAAACUAUUUGUUCCUCUGAAUGAAAUAGCCCAUUGCCAUGAUGAAGGUUGUGCAACCCAGAAAAAAAACUGGUGAGGCAAGCACCACAACCAAACGAAAACGGGUUCGGGCCAUGGAUGAGGUGCGGACAGUUGUCAGUGGUGGUGCCUCGGCCGAACAGUUCCAGGAUGAGAUGAAGGCCAUACCAAAGGCACAACUCCUAGAGAUGUUUCACGACUUGGGCCUGGAUCAAGUCAGGAUACCAAAUGGUCACCUGUUGGCGGCAAAAGUAGACUGUGGGUUCAACUAUAACCAGAUUAGAAAGCUGCGCAGAUGGCUAAAGAAGUAUGGAGUGGCAGUAGAGUCGGAGAGAGUAUCAAGGCAGGUGGCAAAGAGCCUACUGUCCAACAUAACCAUCCAUGCCGAGUGCCUACCCUUCACAGUUAAGACCCCCAAUGGCACAAAGGUAGAUUUGCUGCCAUGUGCAUAUUUGGAGAGUCUUAACAGCGCCAUCUUGGACAACUUGUCCCGGGCCUCAAGCUCAGGAAAACUGACUUGGCAUGAGGACAAGAUUUAUAUAAUAGUGAGGAGGAGGUCUGGAUCAAGAUUUUGGGGGACCAUGGUCGGGGAUCGUUCAAGAUGGCAUUUCAGCCGCUGAACAAGCUUCACCCGAACUCAAAGUCAAACACUGUUGUUUGCUGUGUGUUCGAGGCCAAGGACAACAGGGAAAACGUCAUUACAGGGACGAAGCGCUUUGCACCUGAGAUCAAGGAGCUUCAAGUGACGAAGUGGAAGUAAGUUGCCAGCUUGCUACUAAAUAGAUAGAGACCAUGUAAGAACUAAGAUG
Molecule: messenger RNA, 2516 nt
Organism: Branchiostoma belcheri (Belcher's lancelet)
Lineage: Eukaryota; Metazoa; Chordata; Leptocardii; Amphioxiformes; Branchiostomatidae
Exons: 3
Coding region: 1728-2327 (199 amino acids)
Source: RefSeq, a predicted model, not a curated record